Molecule: messenger RNA, 2608 nt
Organism: Chrysemys picta bellii (western painted turtle)
Lineage: Eukaryota; Metazoa; Chordata; Testudines; Emydidae
Gene: MATCAP1
Product: microtubule associated tyrosine carboxypeptidase 1
Source: RefSeq, a predicted model, not a curated record
AAUGGGAAGGAGGGGCGGGGCGAUCUCCCCCUGAGUCGUUCCGAUUGGCUCCCCAUUCGAGGUCGGCCCGCCAUUGGCGGGAGGCGGUGAGAGGGGCCGGAAUGUAGGACAGCUGCGGGCUGCGCGAGGCCUGCCCGGGGUACAAGGCUGAGAUGAGAGGAGAGCGCCCGGUUUGAUGUAAUCUCGACAAGGAUUUUGGUCAAGGAAGAUGGUGCUGGACUCGGGGACACAGUCAUAUGAGCGGCAUCGCAAUGUCCUGAGCGCCAGCCCCCAGCGCGAGAGGGGCGGGAAAAAGUUCUCUGAACAUAAUGGGCUGCGACUCUAUUCCUACCUCUCCCCUUCACCAUCUCCAGAUUCAGACCCUGCCCACCUGGGCCAAAGGCUCAAAACGCCUACCAAGCUCAAGUGCUCCAAGGUCUCAAAAGCAAGGCCCGAGGUCAGGCGGCUGUCGGAAAUCUGCCCUGCUUUCCCGAGCCCCUGCAGCUGGAUGCGCCGUAGCGAGAGCACCUGCACUGUGAAUAGUAGUGGCCGGGCACGUGCACAGAUCCGCAGUGCAGCUUCCCUGCCUCAUAUUGCCAGGCCAAAGGCUGAGGAGAUCAACGUCAGCAGGAGGAGUCCUUGCCUGCUGGUGGCCCUUAGGCCCUUGAAUGUUGACGAGGAGAGAGAGAAGUUCUUCCAGUCUCGUUAUACUUACAACCCACAGUUUGAGUAUGAGGAGCCUGUCCCCACGGCUGUGUUGGAGAAAUACAGAGAUGCAUCAGACCAGUUCAUUACACAGGCAACUGGGAUCAUUCAUGCCGUCCUGGAGAAGUACGGCUCUUAUGAGAGCUUUGAAGUGGCCACUGGUGGAAGACUGCUGAGCAAGUGCCAGAUCUGGUCUAUUAUCCGGAAGUACAUGCAGAAGGAGGGCUGUGUGGGAGAGGUGGUCGUUCAUCUGACUGAGGAUCUGCUGUCCCAAGCCGUGAUGAUGGUGGAGAACAGCCGGCCCACCCUGGCGAUUAACCUGGCCGGAGCCCGGCAAUACUGGCUGGAGGGCAUGCUGCGCCAUGAAAUAGGCACUCACUACAUCCGUGGGGUGAAUAAUGCCCGCCAGCCUUGGCACAGCAUGGAGGGCCGUAAGCGGUACGGCCUGAAGCCUGCUAACCCCACAGAAGAAGGCCUGGCUAGUCUGCACAGUGUCCUCUUCCGUAAGCAGCCCUUUCUGUGGCGGGCAGCACUGCUGUACUACACCGUCCACCAGGCCAGUCACAUGUCCUUCAGUGCGCUCUUCCAGCACUUGGAGCAGUACGUCCAAGACGCCCGGGUCCGGUGGGACUACUGCGUGCGGGCAAAACGAGGCCAGACUGACACCUCACAGCCAGGCUGUUUCAGUAAGGAUCAAGUGUAUCUGGAUGGAAUUCUCCGGAUCCUGAGGCAUCGGCAGACUAUUGACUUCCGGUUGCUGGCAGCACUGGGCAAGGUCUCCUACGAAGAUGUGAAUCAGCUGAAGAAAUUUGGGGUUCUGGAGAAGGCGCGAAUCCCCCAUUUCAUGCAGGACAUGGAACGGUACAGGCAGCAGCUGGACCAUAUCAUCGCCACCAACAGACUGAACAAGGAGGAGCUUGAGCAGUUGCUGCCGGACUGACCAGGUCUGCGAGGUCCUGCCCUGCCUGCCCCAUGGCAGAGUCCCAUUUCCCAGGCCACACGGCCUUGUGGACGGGAAGCCUUUGGCACAAAAGGGAGUUGUCUUGUGUGCGUGUCUGACUGCAGCCGUCCCAAGCAUUUAGGGUGCCCAGGGGCCUGCGUAUUUAUGAUUCAUUUUGUGACUGGUCGGCAGGUCAGUCCUCACCUGGAGGAGGCAGGCUGCCAUUUCAGGGCUUCCUCCCAUCCAUUCCGCAUCGGGUCCUGCAAAGGGAGAGCCGGUUGGGUGGAUUCCUGCAGCAGGACAUGGCUUAGCAGGAUGGAAUGCAGCGGUGGGGGGGGGGAGGGGACGAUGGCUAAGAUGCAUGCAAUGCCACGGGAGGGAACUAGCACCAGAGGUGCUUUGGGGGUUGUGUUUUUUAAAUGCUGUUGCAGGGGGAGGGAAGGAUGAUGGAAGAUAGUUAAACAGCCCAAAUCCAAGAUGGAGAAGAGAAAUGUUGCUCUAGGAAUCACUGAGAGGACUGUGAAGUCUGCAGAUCAUAGAUUAAAACCCUCGGAGGGAGCGGUGGCUUGGUCAGGGAGGGUGGAAGGGCGUGAGGUGUUGGAGGAGCAGAGCUGGACGAGAGGAUGAAGGAGCACCAGGUCUGUUCUAGUCUAGAUUGGUUCUUAUACUGUGCUCAUCACUGUAGUACCUGGGGAGAGGGGAAGCCAGACAGCUCGGAGUGACUUCUCUAGUUGGUGAGAGGGAACUGGAUAUUAUUAAAGAAAUCCAAUUUGGGCUGCAUGCCAUGAAAAGCUAUUGACAGCGCGAUAUUUCCUCAUCAGCAGGCGCUCUGGUCAGCACAGUCUGCACCAGAACUCAAUCAACUGCUUAUUUGCUUCCCACUCUUGGUCUAGACAUUGCCUGUAAAAAUGCCUUUGCCCUUAACCAUUCCUCAGCUGUAAGGAGGAUUUUAAUUCCCACAAUAAAGAUUUUUUCCCACUCGUG